CUUUGGUUUUUUGAGUUUUAGUUGUUACUGUGCUUUUCCUUUUGAUUCAAGUUCUUCUGCUGUGAUUUUUUUUGUAACUUUAGAGUUGAAUCUUGGUAUUUGUUGCUCUUGCUAGUUUUUGAGAGGAGAUAAAGUUUUGUGAUUCUGUAAUAGUUAUGCUUUUUAGGUUUGAGAGCUUAAGUUUUUAUGCUGCUUUUAGGUAUGAAAAUUGUUGUUUGCACGUGGUGGUAGGUUGUUUUCAUUAAGCCAAAACUCAAAAGCCAUGAUGAUGAGAUUUUAGUUGAAACUCAAACUUAAGAGUUAGUUCUCGAUAGGGCUUUCAAGGAAAUUCAAUUCUUGACUACUGUUAUACUUCUUUAAUUUUGAAAAAAGUAAAUGAAGUUUAGUCAUUUCGUUAAUUAUUUUUAGUGCAGAAUGGAAUGAGUGUUGGUGGAUUAUACAGGUCCUUUUAUGGAAUUGUGCAGGAUCGUGUUACUUCAGUGGCAGUUUUUUCUUUUGGUGGCUUCUAUUUCUUUGAAACUUUGUGAUCAUUGUGGAAUUUGAAUGCUGUAGUUUGAAAUUAAGAAGUGGUGUUUGACUAGCCGUUCAAAUCUGAGAACCAUUAUGAUCCUAGAUAAUGUUGAGGGAUAUUUGAAGUUGUCUUAUUACUCAGUUCUACUCUAUCUUCGAAAUGCUUAUUCAGAACUGGGCUAGAGUAAGUUUGCAAAGCCAUAGUUCUCUUGCGUAGUCUUUGAGUUGAACUACAGAAAAGAUGGAUACUUUACCUAGUACUUCUGAAAUUAUUGAAUCUGCUGAUGAGUUAGAUGCUGAACUGAAAAUGGGAGAGCAUGCUAAGAACCACUGUAUUCCAAGAUCAGGAAAUAAAAAUUCCAUCGAGGACGAUAUUAACCGUCUGUUUGAAGCAAUCGAUAUUAGGACAUCUUCUAGGGUUUCUGGUUUCUCAAGUGAAAUUGGAAGAGAUGCUUUACGAAAGAGUGCAAUGAAAAGACCAGUUAAAGUUGGUUCUUCUCAAGCUUCUGGGAUUGGAAUUUCUGAACCUGUGAGCUUGAAGCAGGCACUUAGAGGAUUGUGCAUCUCCCAAGCAUCGGAGAUGGCUGCUAUGAAGAAGCGAUUAUCAAAGCCAGCAGGUUCUUCAGGGGUCUCAGAAGCGGGAACCAUCAAAAGGUUGUACAGGGCAAUAGUAGUUGAAGCAAAUGGAUCUGGUAUUCCCCUAAAUGAAGGUAAAGGGAAUUUAGUGGAAAUCUCCCUUAUUCCGGAAAAGAUUAAAUCAAAUUCUUCGUACAAGGUGCCUGAAUUAUUGCAAGUGCCAAAUAAGGAGGUUUUCAACCAAAAUUCCAGUCCUUCAGAUAAUGCAAUGACAGAAAAGGCAAUAAUCACCAGAUCACCAUCCCCAGAUCAUAUUGUUCCUCUGGUCACAGGGUCUGACAGUGAAGUAUCAAAAGCAGAACUUAAAAAACUAAAUUCUAUAUAUUCUUCCUCUGUUAAUUAUGCUGCUGAGGAAGCCUUGGAGACAGGUUGUUCCUCAAUCCAGGUUAGUGUUGAAAUUCCUGUGCCUGGUAAGGAGCCAAAGGGUAAGUUGCAUGCUGAAUCUUCUCUGUCUGUUUCCAGUGCUGCUGGUAAGGUGAAAUCUAUUUGUGAAGCUCCAUGUUUAAUCAAGCCAGUCUUUAGGAACAAGAGCUUUAUAAGGAAGAAACCAAAGCAUGAAUCAACUUCUGCUGUGAGCAGUUCCAAUUCCUGUAAUGGAUGUCUCAGCGAUGAUCUUGGCCCUAGUACUAGUUAUUCAGGUAAUCGAACUGAGACACAUGCUCCAGGCAAUGGAAGAAAGGAAAGUAUGAAAGUUUCUCCAGUUUCCAGUAGUACAAAUCGCAGCAUUGAAGUUAACUCAAGCAUGGCAGGAACAAGUUUCAAAUCAACUUUGAGUUCAAACUGUAAUAACAAAUCCAAAGCCCAGUUGACCAAAGAUGAUGACAGAUCAAGAUCAAGGGAAAAGAGAGAGUUUUCCCAGAGCUCUAAAAGUAGCAUUGGGGAGUAUAGUAAUAGCACGACCACUAGUGAAGAAAGCAAUAUCAGUGGGUCUAGUGGGAGUGGUAGCAGACCUCACAUGUCAAAAGAUUUGAGGUGGGAUGCUAUUCACUCUGUUCAGAAGCAGCAUGGAAGCUUGAGUUUGAGGCACUUCAAGCUCCUCAAGAAGCUUGGUUGUGGGGACAUUGGGACCAUUUAUCUUGCAGAGCUAAUUGGUAAAAACUGCUUAUUUGCUUUAAAAGUGAUGGACAAUGAUUUUUUGUUGAGCCACAAGAAGAUGCCUAGGGCACAAACAGAAAAGGAGAUAAUGCAAAUGCUUGAUCAUCCUUUUCUUCCCACGCUAUAUGCCUAUUUUGCAACGGAAAAACUUUCUUGCUUGGUUAUGGAAUAUUGUCCAGGUGAAGAUUUGCAUGUGUUACGACAGAAGCAACCUGGAAGGAGUUUCUCUGAACAAGCAGGAAGGUUUUAUGUUGCUGAAGUCCUCCUUGCAUUGGAGUACUUACACAUGCUUGGUGUUGUAUAUCGAGAUCUGAAACCAGAAAAUAUCUUGGUUAGAGAAGAUGGUCACAUCAUGCUCACAAAUUUUGACUUUUCACUCAGAUGUGCUGUUAAUCCAGUGCUGCUUAAAUCCGCUUCACCUGUUGUUGAGCCUGCAGAGAAGAUGUCAAGUCCAUGCUCUGAAUCCAGCUGUAUUGAGCCUUUCUGCCUCAAUCCUUCCUUUCAAGUCCCAUGCUUCACCCCUAGGCUUCUAUCUCUUGCUUCCAAAUCGAGGAGGAUAAAGACUGAUUUAGCUACUCAGGUUAGCCCCAUGCCACAGCUUGUAGUGGAGCCAACCAGUGCCCGGUCAAACUCAUUUGUUGGAACACAUGAAUACCUUGCUCCAGAAAUCAUCAAGGGUGAGGGUCAUGGGAAUGCUGUUGAUUGGUGGACAUUUGGAAUCUUUCUGUUUGAACUUUUGUAUGGUAAAACUCCCUUCAAGGGUUUAGGAAAUGAUGAAACGCUAUCCAAUGUGGUGUCACGUAGCCUCAGGUUUCCUAGUAGCCCGAUAGUUAGUUUUCAAGCAAGAGAUUUGAUGAAAGGGCUUUUAGUUAAGGAACCUCAGAAUCGAUUAGGAUCUGUAAAAGGAGCUGCAGAGAUCAAACGGCAUCCUUUUUUUGAAGGCCUAAAUUGGGCUCUGAUACGUUGUGCAACACCACCUGAGAUGCCAGGGUUCUGCGGCACUGGUAUCUAUGCACCAACUUCAGCUAGGCAGAAAAAGGACAGCUCCAAAGGCGAAGAACUGCUGGGCAUAGAAGACAAUAUGGAGUUUGACAUGUUUCAGCCAGGGUUUAUCUGACGUGGGAAGGGAAGAUGUUUCGGUUUUCUUUUUAACAGCGAGGUUUCUGAUCCUGUUGUAACUGAUAUAUAUAUAUAUAUAUAUAUAUGUAUGUAUGUAUAUAUGUAUGCAUGUAUGUAUAUAGCAUAUAGUGUAAAUUUAAUUCAGAAAAUUGGCGACAGGUUAUUACUAUGAUAGAAAUAUACGGUAGAGCUAGGUAAGCCGUCAAAAAGUACAGCACCAUCUUGAUUUUCACAGCAAUCAUUCAAGCCUGUGAGCCCCACUGUUUCAAACUGAAUGCUGUUGGAAAUCAGUAUUUACAUAAAUACAUCCAUUUCUCAGGUCCUGCCUGUUUGAUUUACUUGAA
Durio zibethinus is the source of this 3704-nucleotide messenger RNA. RefSeq names its product serine/threonine-protein kinase D6PKL1-like. Gene Ontology annotation, molecular function: protein kinase activity; ATP binding. The record is from RefSeq and is a predicted model, not a curated record. NCBI's taxonomy places the organism in Eukaryota, Viridiplantae, Streptophyta, Magnoliopsida, Malvales, Malvaceae. Gene Ontology annotation, biological process: protein phosphorylation.